Messenger RNA from Quercus lobata, 890 nucleotides. RefSeq names its product protein DMP2-like. Lineage: Eukaryota; Viridiplantae; Streptophyta; Magnoliopsida; Fagales; Fagaceae. The transcript has a single exon. The coding region runs from base 47 to 664 and encodes 205 amino acids. Gene Ontology annotation, biological process: endomembrane system organization. The record is from RefSeq and is a predicted model, not a curated record.
CCAUAACCAAAAAGCAAACACUAGAAACUCACCAAAACAUUCCCAAAUGGAUGCCUCAAAGUCCAAGCAAAUCUCUCAGUCGUCUCAGACAACAAUCAAAGACAAAACACUAUCAGGGCUAGGCAACCUUAUUAGGCUCCUCCCAACUGGUACAGUCUUCUUGUACCAAUUCCUCAGCCCUGCCCUAUCCAACAAUGGCCACUGCACUACAACCAUCUACAAGUACCUCACUGCCAUUCUUGUCGCUGUGAGCGGCUUUUCUUGCUUCUUUUCUUCAUUCACUGAUAGUUACGUUGGAGAUGAUGGGAAAACUCACUAUGGGAUUGUAACAUCGAAGGGCCUUUGGACCUCGGAAGACUCUAAGAUCGUGGACUUAUCGGCCUAUAAGCUUCGGUUUGGGGACUUUGUUCAUGGUCUUUUUGCACUGACUGUGUUUGGGGUUCUAGUGCUUUUGGACCAAAAAACUGUGGGUUGCUUCUAUCUGGUGUCUGAUUCGUUGGAGAAGACUUUGCUCAAGGUGCUUCCUCCAGCUGUUGGCGUGGUUUCUAGUGGGCUUUUCAUGUUCUUCCCUAACAACCGCCAUGGAAUUGGAUACCCUUCAAGUACUGACUCUUCACAGGUUUCCAAGUCUGGUGGUAGCGAAGUAUCAUUGACGAAAGUCUAAGCAAGUUUGAGUGUGGUUUCUUUGGUUUUUUUCUUAUUCUGAAUUUGUUGCCUUAUAUUCAUGAUUCCCUGUAUAAAGUUACACACGCAUACAUGUAUGUAUUUGUUUCCUAGCAAGUUUGAGCAUGGUUUCUUUGGUUUUUCUUAUUCUGAAUUUGUUGCCUUGUAUUCAUGUUUCCCUGUAUAAAGGUUACACACAAAUAUAUAUGUAUGUAUAUGUUUGCUAG